Carlito syrichta (Philippine tarsier) is the source of this 683-nucleotide messenger RNA. RefSeq names its product aldose 1-epimerase. The transcript is spliced from 4 exons. Gene Ontology annotation, biological process: glucose metabolic process; beta-D-galactose catabolic process via UDP-galactose, Leloir pathway. The coding region runs from base 42 to 683 and encodes 213 amino acids. NCBI's taxonomy places the organism in Eukaryota, Metazoa, Chordata, Mammalia, Primates, Tarsiidae. The record is from RefSeq and is a predicted model, not a curated record. Gene Ontology annotation, molecular function: aldose 1-epimerase activity; carbohydrate binding.
CGCCAGGAUCCGGGAGUGGACGCGCACCCCGAGACUUCCCUAUGGUGUCGGUGGCCAGAGCCGUGUUCGGGGAGCUGCCCUCGGGGGCCGGGACGGUGGAGAGGUUCCAGCUGCGAUCGGACCAGCUGAGAGUGGACAUCAUCUCCUGGGGCUGCACGGUCACAGCCCUGGAGGUCAAAGACAGGCAGGGGCGAGCCUCAGACGUGGUGCUCGGCUUUGACGGGCUGGAAGGUUACCUCCAAAAGCAGCCCUACUUUGGAGCCGUGGUCGGGAGGGUGGCCAACCGCAUUGCCAAGGGCGCCUUCAAGGUAGAUGGGAAAGAGUAUCACCUGGCCAUCAACAAGGAGCCCAACAGCCUCCACGGAGGGGUCCGAGGGUUUGAUAAGGUGCUCUGGACCCCUCGGGUGCUAUCCAAUGGCGUCGAGUUCUCACGCGUCAGUCCAGAUGGUGAGGAGGGCUACCCUGGAGAGUUAAAAGUCUGGGUGACAUACACCCUGGAGGGCAGCGAACUUGUGAUCAACUACAGAGCACAGACCAGUCGGGCCACACCUGUCAAUCUCACCAACCAUUCUUACUUCAACCUGGCGGGCCAGGGUUCUCCGAAUAUAUAUGAUCAUGAAAUCACCAUAGAUGCCGAUACUUUUUUGCCUGUCGAUGAAACCUUGAUUCCUACAGGUUGGUGA